Penicillium mononematosum is the source of this 1083-nucleotide messenger RNA. RefSeq names its product zinc-binding dehydrogenase. The transcript has 7 exons. The record is from RefSeq and is a predicted model, not a curated record. The coding region runs from base 1 to 1083 and encodes 360 amino acids. Gene Ontology annotation, molecular function: zinc ion binding; oxidoreductase activity. Lineage: Eukaryota; Fungi; Ascomycota; Eurotiomycetes; Eurotiales; Aspergillaceae.
AUGCAUGCUUGGAGAAAGCAUAAAGGGAACCCAAGUCCAAUUUGGGAAGAGCUUCCUAUACCCUCGACUCCUGUCAACGGGUUUCUGGUGAAGCUACUGGCAUCCGGAGUGUGUCAUAGCGAUCAGCCCCUUCUGGACAUUGAAGACCGGCCGCAGUUCAGCGAGAAGUAUACACUUAGCAAAGUUGACUUCUUCUCCCAGGGCCAUGAAGGCUGUGGAGAGAUAAUACAGAUAGGAGAAGAAGUCACGGACAAAAGGUUCAAGCUAGGAGACCGAGUGGCCCUCCUUGCUGUUCCGGGAUGCGGGUUAGUUACCUGCUCUGAAUGUUCGAGGGAUCUGGCACAGCUAUGCCCGGCAGGAAUGCACCACGGGAUUGGUCAAGACGGCUUCUAUGCUGAGUACGUCGCGGUCAAUGUUCGCGCCGCGAUUCCGUUGCCUGAUGGUGUUGAGCCAGCCGUCGCUGCAGUCGCUACUGAUGCUGUCACUACAGCUUAUCAUGGUAUUACCCGCCGCGCUGAGGUCAAGAAAGAAGAAACUACUUUUCUUUUUGGACUCGGUGGGCUUGGCUUCAAUGCGCUCCAGAUAGUCCGUGCUAUCGGGGCUAGAGUCAUCGUUUCCGAUCUGCGGCAAGAAAAGCUGGAUGCUGCUCAGAAGUUGGGUGUUCCAGCAGAGGAUAUCGUUCCAGUUGGGAAGUCGGUGCAAGACUUCGUCAAGGAAAAUGGGUUGCAGGGAAGAUUGAUACCGUACUUGAAUUUGUGGGGAGCAACCAGACUAACCAGGAUGCGCAACAGAUUGGUGACCAUCCUCGCUAUAUUGCGUCCUGGGGGGAAGAUCCUGUGUGUUGGCACCCUUGAUCUCAUCAAUGGACUGGACAUGAAGAUUGGAAUUCGGAAAAGACUAAGCAUUAUCUUCACAUAUGGUGGGCAGUAUCGAGAUCUAGUGGAGGUGCUUGACCUGAUUGCCAAGGGAGUCAUUCAGCCUCAGGUCGAAUUGGGCAAGUUGCAGGAUUUCCCGAGGGUACUCAAAGAAUUGGGAGAGGGCAAUAUCAAGGAUCGGAUAGCAUUAGUGUCAGAUCUUGUAUGA